AUGGGAAAGCGAGGAAAAAAAUUUGGUGGUAGUAAUCGCGGAAGUCGUAAAGAUUACGCCGUUAUCGAAAAAAAGAACGAAAAAUUUGAGCAGUAUUAUAAUGGGCUCGGAAUUGUUCCAGAAGAGGAACAGGAGGAACUGUGGGAAGCUUUGCGACGCAACCUUCCCAAUAGUUUUCGCUUCACCGGUUCGCGAAAACAUGCCCUAGCAGUCCAGGAACGCCUCAAAGAGUUUUAUAUUCCAAACAUCGUUUCCAUUCGAUAUGAAGGCGAAUUGGUCGAACCGCCUCGCCCCGUUCCGUGGUACCCAGACCAAUUGGCUUGGUCCAUGACAACUCCAAAGCAAGUUGUGAGACGCUUUCCUCCGUUUGCGUCUUUCCAAAAAUUCCUUGUUUCGGAAACUGAAGUCGGAAAUAUCAGUCGCCAAGAAAUUGUUAGCAUGAUUCCCCCAUUGCUUUUGGAUGUACGCCCUGGAAUGGUCGUACUGGAUAUGUGUGCCGCCCCAGGAAGCAAAUCUGCCCAGUUAAUGGAGAUGAUUCAUGCCGGAGAAGAGGAGCAGUUGAAAAAAGUAACAGAUAAACUGGAGGCGGAUAGCUCUCAGGUGCCAUUACCCGGGAAGGUUGAUAUCCAACAGUUGCUUAAUGCGGAGGAGGGCGAUGAUACUAACAAUGCUGCUGUUGGGUUUGAGGAUGACGGCAGAUCAACUGGAUUGCUGAUUGCUAAUGAUAGCGAUUCCAAGCGAGCCCACAUGUUAAUCCAUCAAAUGAAGCGGCUUAACUCGCCAAAUCUUCUGGUAACAAACCACGAUGCUACCAUGUAUCCUUCUAUCAAGCUACCACCACUUAUUGCGGAUCAAACACACAAUCGGAACCGGUACCUGAAAUUUGAUCGCAUCCUUGCGGAUGUACCUUGCUCAGGUGAUGGGACGACGCGCAAAAACAUUAACGUUUGGAAAGAUUGGAACCCUGCAAAUGGUAUCGGGUUACAUCUAACCCAAAGUAGAAUUCUUGUUCGAGCUCUACAAAUGCUGAAAGUUGGGGGACGCGUAGUGUAUUCUACGUGCAGCAUGAACCCCGUUGAAAAUGAAGCUGUUGUUGCAACUGCGAUUGGCCGCUGUGGUGGCUCAGAUAAAGUCGAGAUUAUUGACUGCAGCAAUGAUCUGCCUGGCUUGAAGAGGUCCCCAGGUCUGAUGUCAUGGACAGUUAUGGAUAAGCAAGGAAGGGUCUGGGAUAGCUGGGAUGCAGUUGAAAAAGAAACCGCUCUUGGAGAUGACACAUUAAAACGACUUACCGAGGGAAUGUUCCCACCAUCUGUCGAAGGUAAACCCGAUUUAACAAGAUGCAUGCGGGUUUACCCCCAUCAGCAGGAUACGGGCGGUUUUUUCAUAACUGUUCUUGAAAAAAAGAGCGAAAUUAGGGCAAGGCCUGAAGGUCAAAAGGCGACUCCUGCGAUACCUAUAGAGGUAGAAAAUCCUUCGCCUCAGGAUAUGGCACCGACCCUCGUCCCUGUCGAUACCAUCACAGCCCCCUCUGACUGUGGGGAAAUCAACCAAAAGGCCGAUCUGGUGUCCUCAGCAGAACUUUCUGCUUCCAAGCGAGACUCGGAUCACCUUGACGGCGAACCUGAGACCAAGCGCGCUAAAGUGUCAAAUGAGCCCGCCACUUUGACAGCGUCAGUAAAAAUGAAGCCAAUAGAGAACGCCAUUUCGCGCCCGCGGAAACAAAGGCCUGGGCAGUCACUUGAGGAACCGUUUAAGUAUUUAAACCCUACACUUGAGGAAUUUGACACGAUCUUCGAGUUCUAUAGCCUGUCCUCUCGGUUUCCCAGAGAUCGGUUUAUGGUCCGAAACGCUGAAGGUCGGCCCACCAAAACGAUUUAUUACACCACUGCAUUAGCACGAGAUAUUUUGACAGAAAAUGAAGGCAGCGGUAUGAAAUUCGUCCAUUGUGGUGUUAAGAUGUUUGUAAAGCAAGACGUGCAGCGGCCAGAUGUCUGUCCUUGGAGAAUCCAAAAAGAUGGCCUCUCUCUGCUCGAACCUCUCAUUGGAACCAAAAGAACUGUCAAGAUAUAUAAAAAGGCAACACUACAUACGUUGCUUGUUGAAAUGUUUCCAAAGGUAAACGAUGGUGGUUGGAAGAAUUUGGGUGAAUUAGGAGAGUGGGCGAAAGAGAUUGAUAUGGGAUGCUGUGUUCUAAAGCUUGAGCCCACCAGUGGUGAAGACGGAUUCCAUGAACGCAUGAUCCUUCCUUUGUGGCGAAGCCUUCACUCCCUGAAUCUGAUGUUGCCUAAAGAGGAACGGCGAGCAAUGCUUUUACGACUAUUCAAUGACGAAACACCCUUGAUAAACACCACGCAGAAGAAAGAAGCCGCUACUGCAUCAGCAAUGGAAAAUGGCCUGAAAUCUCCAGGAGCUGAAGAAUUAAGUGACCGGCCGGAAGACGGUGCUGAAGGUGAGAGGCUACCAAUAGGAGGAGAUGAGGCGGAAUCGUGA
This is a messenger RNA of Ophidiomyces ophidiicola, 2490 nucleotides long. It is a transcript of the gene NCL1, whose product is annotated as tRNA (cytosine-5-)-methyltransferase ncl1. The transcript is spliced from 4 exons. Gene Ontology annotation, molecular function: tRNA (cytidine-N5)-methyltransferase activity; tRNA binding. Gene Ontology annotation, cellular component: nucleus; cytoplasm. Gene Ontology annotation, biological process: tRNA methylation. The coding region runs from base 1 to 2490 and encodes 829 amino acids. The record is from RefSeq and is a predicted model, not a curated record. NCBI's taxonomy places the organism in Eukaryota, Fungi, Ascomycota, Eurotiomycetes, Onygenales, Onygenaceae.